AUGGUUCACAGCAGCAGCAGCAUCUGCAGAGUUGCCCUGCUGGUACUCUUCAGCCUCCUGGUAGCCUUCGUCCAUGCAGACACUGUUUCAGACACUGCCCCAGCAACUAGGGACAACCAAGAUACCGUGUCUGGAGAUGAGCCACCCAGCGACACCACCCCCAAAACCCACUACUUAACAGACCAUCCCUCCACCAUCGACUAUGAUGAUGCCACAGAAGUUUUCAACGAAGAGGAAGGGGCCAUGGGGCCAGGGGCCAUCACAGCCAUAGUUAUAGCAGUCUUCCUGGGAGCAUCUGUCCUCCUCGCUCUCAUCGUCAUCACACUCAGGAAGUUCACCGCCUCCUAG
Molecule: messenger RNA, 348 nt
Organism: Pelmatolapia mariae (spotted tilapia)
Lineage: Eukaryota; Metazoa; Chordata; Actinopteri; Cichliformes; Cichlidae
Gene: snorc
Product: secondary ossification center associated regulator of chondrocyte maturation
Exons: 3
Coding region: 1-348 (115 amino acids)
Biological process (GO): cartilage development
Source: RefSeq, a predicted model, not a curated record